AUGCCCUCGAACCUCCCAGUACACGUCUUCAUCACACACAUGACCAAGUAUAUCUUGAGUAACCUCGUGGUCUGGUUAAGGGCGCUCUUGGUGGGCUGCGUCUGGCUCUGCUGGCUCCCAUAUUUGAUGCGACGGAUGUGGUCGUUGCUCUUCUGGCUAAGCGAUGAGGGGCUAGGCAGCCUAUUGUUGGCGAAAACCGCGGGCAGCUCUUCCGUCACCAAUGCCACUCUCGAUGCUAUAGAGUCGGCCAACGCCACUUCAUCCUUGUUCGAUAAUGCAACGAGCAUCCAGGACGCCGCCAGCGCCAUCGUCACCAGUGCGCUCAACGGCUCGGCCACCGAUCCCACGAGCGACAUCGCGGCUGAACCAACACGCCUAUUUCUCUUCCUCCUCAAAGCAAUUUUCCCUCCCAACGUCUCCUUUCUCCGUAACCUCACGCGGCAGCCAGCCAUCAAUCGCUUCAUCAUCAUGGUCCUGGAGGGGCAAAUCAUCACAGUCCUCGUCAUUGUUUGUUUCAUCCUCAUCAUCUUGGUGCGGGACUAUGUCGUCCAGCAGCAACCUGAGAUAAACAUGCGGGCUGCCUUUGCCGGCCAGGAGGUGGCGCGCCUCGACGAGCCCACGCUCAGCCAGAUGCUCAGCCACAUCGCCGAGGGUCAUCGCACGAGACGCACCUCCGCGAUGGACGCCGCUCGCCCUCCGAAGCUGGCGCAACAACAACACUACCUUCGAGUAUACAGGGAGGCCAAUGGGGACCCCGAGGUCAUUAUGAGACUCCUCCGUGAAGAGAGUGUAAGGAACCGCACUCAGGCCCGCACUCCCGAGAUCGUCAAUGGGCACCAGCAUCCUGAAGCAAGCAACAACUCGGGCUCUUCUUCGAUCGCCGCGGCCACGUCAAGCCGUCAGGGAAGCGGGGAGCGCGUGCCAACUCAAGAGACGUAUGGCGACCGGUCCGGGAUGGACGAUGUCUUUGGCCCUGCCAUGUCCAGGUCUUCCGAGGAGAUGGAGGGCAGGGAUUCCAUGUCCUCGAGGGCCAGAUCGAAGCAGCCCGUGUGGCCUGAACAACAGGAAGAAUUCCUGCCGGUUGACGAUGCCACCGGGGAGCAUGACGACGAAGACCUUGCCUCCUACUCGCGCCGUCGCGCCGUGUCAGAUGGGCCACAGCCGCACCGCCACGAAUUUUCGGGGACCUUUGGUGGCUCUGAUCGCGAAGAUGCUUUUGAAGACGACGAGGACGGCGAAGCGGCACGAUCAGAUAUAUUCAACGACCACGCAGAGGAGCGUGACCAAGGGGUCGCCCAGGAGAUCAACGUCGAGGCUGCUCCGGCAGGACCUGCCCCACCUGCUCCGAACGCCGACUUCUUUUGGGGUGGAAUCGAGCCUCCCACAGAGGACGAACUCCGCGCCGCAGAGGCCGAGGACGAGGAUCUAGACGACGACGAUGCGGCCGAGGACAUUGGCGUCGAUAACGGUGAACCAGGCGAAGCUGGAGAAGCGGGUGCGCAGGCUCUCGACCAGGACGCUCUCGAUGACAUUGAGGAUUUUGAAGGCAUCAUGGAGCUCAUUGGCAUGAGAGGCCCCAUUGCGGGUCUUUUCCAAAACGCCGUCUUUUGCGCGUGUCUCGUCUUUGUCGCCAUUUUCGUCUGCAUCUUCCUCCCUUACAAUUUGGGGCGCACGGCCAUCUGCAUCGCUGCGAACCCGAUGCGACUCGUACGCAUGCUUUUUUCCGCCGCGAAGUUUAUCCAGGACCUUACUGCCGUGAUAGCCGGGGCCCUGUCCUGGGCCACGCUCUCCGCCUUAUCCGUCUUGUCGCGCGUCACGGGCCAGAACGCUCGGAUGGAUUCGGUCGGCUCCAGCAUUACGUAUACUUGGGAGCUGACCGCCAAUGCGUCCAGCCGCCUCUCGUCCGGCUUCUUCGAUGACUUCCCCUUUCACGCGUCCGAGAUUCAAAACUUCUCCGCCGUCAGCCACGGGGCUCUCCUGGAGCUCAAGGCCCAUGUCGUUGGCGUGGCGAUGACUUUAUGGAACACGGCCGCGUUCACCGUGGAGUCGCCCGUCUCCGAGGUGGCCAGCACCGUACUCAGCAACGGAACCUACCUAGCCGGCCUCGCCAAGAACAUGACCGUAACGGCGGCGACCUCGAUCUUGACGCCCGGUUCCUGGAUCAUCGACCUCAACACCGCGGCCCCGGUACAGAUCGAUCCGGCCCUUGCGUCCUGGUCUGGGUCGGACAGGUUCUGGGCCAUACUCGCGGGGUACCUCAGUUUCGCGUCUCUCGCCACCCUGUACGUGACCCGGGGUGCGCCUCUCUCAUCGGGGCAGCUGGGUCAAGAUUGGGAAGCGUCGCUGGUGGAUCUCAUCAACCAGGCUAGCGGGGUAACCAAGGUCAUUCUCAUCAUAGGUAUCGAAAUGCUGGUGUUCCCGCUCUACUGCGGCCUACUCAUGGAUGCGGCGCUCCUUCCGCUCUUUGAGCAUGCAACGAUCAGAUCGCGCUACGACUUUAGUGUCAACUACCCGCUGACAUCUAUAUUUGUUCAUUGGUUCGUGGGAACCGGAUACAUGUUCCACUUUGCGCUGUUCGUAUCCAUGUGCCGCAAGAUCAUGCGGAACGGAGUCCUGUAUUUCAUCCGAGACCCAGAUGACCCGGAAUUCCAUCCGGUCCGAGAUGUAUUAGAAAGGAAUUUCUUCACUCAGCUCCGUAAAAUCAUGUUCUCCGCCCUAGUGUACGGAGGACUAGUCGUUGUUUGUCUUGGCGGCGUCGUAUGGAGCCUAAGCUUCGCCUCGACCGUCUUGCCAAUCCAUUACUCGUCCAACGAGCCGGUGCUCGAGUUCCCGGUUGAUCUUCUCUUCUACAACUUCCUCAUGCCCCUAGCCGUGAGGGUAUUACGGCCCAGCGACGCGCUUCACGCCAUGUACACGUGGUGGUUCAAGCAAUGCGCUCGGAUGCUCAGGCUGACCUGGUUCCUCUUUGGCCAGCGGCAGGUCGAUGAGGAAGGCAAGCUUUUAUUGCCAAAGAACUCGCCGUACAAAUCGCUCCCCUGGUACCGGAAGCAGUUCCUACGUCUCGACGGCGAAAAUAACGUUGUGCCCAAGACGUGGAAUGACCUGAUUAACGACCUGUUAAACCCCGAUCCCUCUUCAAGUUCAACAGUUGGGUCGCUCACCAAAACCAAGCGGAAGCUCGUGCGGGAAGGUCAGCUCCGCCGGGACGGAAGGUUUGUCCGUACCCCUGCGUCGGAUCAGGUCCGGAUCCCCAAGGGCCGCCGGGUCUUUUUAGAAGUGCACGAAAUCAGCCAGAUACCACUCCCAACCGCGCCGCACCUGGAGCAGUACUUUACCGACCAGUACCAGCUAGUGUAUCUACCCCCAACUUCCGGCCACGUCCGCACCAACGAUAUUUACGCCUUUAGCAUCGGCAUCUACGUGCUAGGCACGAUCGGAUACUCGGUCCUCCGCGCCCAAGCGCUCUCGACCAAGAUUCGCGCGUGGGCCACCGCUGGGCUCGGUGCCCUAUACGAGCCAGGUGCACCGAAGCAGGUGGCGACGGUCGUCCUUCACGGCGUGCAGCUCGUGUACACGUACCUCAACGUGUUUGUGUUCUUCCCCUUGCUCGCCAGCGCGCUCAUCGAGCUCUACCUCAUUAUCCCGCUCCACACGUACAUGUCGCCCCCGAAAGCCCCCGUCAUGACGGGAGCAGACGCCGUUCCCGAUGUCGGGGCAGCCCUCGCAGCCGCCAACAGCAUCCACACCAUUCGCGCCGUGCAAGCGUGGACGCUAGGCCUCUUGUAUCUCAAGCUGGCGACGCGCGUGCUCCGGAGCAGCUUCGCAGGCACGCGCCUCGCCAACGCGAGCCAGGCCGUGUUCCGGCGCGGCUGGCUCCGGCCCGACGUCAAGGUGCUCACGCGCGCCUUUGUCAUCCCCGCGAUCGCGCUAUGCGUCAUCGCCGUCGCCGCGCCGCCCGUGGUCAUCGUGCCCCUCAUCAAGCGGGUGCUCGUGGCGGCGGGCGCGUUUGAUCGGCUCUCGGACGACCCCGUCUCCAUGGCGCUCAUUUACAGGCUCAGCUUCCUCUCGGCCGCGCUGGUGGCGCUCAGCUCGACCAUGGUGUGGAGCCUCGUCGGGGUGUUUAGGGGUGGAAGUCGAGAAUCAGGGACGAGGCAUACCUGA
Parascedosporium putredinis is the source of this 4161-nucleotide messenger RNA. NCBI's taxonomy places the organism in Eukaryota, Fungi, Ascomycota, Sordariomycetes, Microascales, Microascaceae. The record is from the annotation of a GenBank genome assembly.